GCGAACGUUAAACAACUAACUGUUAGCAGCGCAUGGCGUGACCGCUUACUAUGGCGAUUUCCUAUGUUGGACAUAUUGUAGAUAUAACACAGAGAAGAUGAGGAGUUGUACUGUAAUAUCAUAUAUAUUAUAUUUAUUUUCUGGCUUUGUCCUUUUUAAGGUAGCCAGCGCGGAAUGGGCUUACAACAUAAGUGCGCUUAUUGACCCCAUGAGGUCUGGGGACCUUCAAAAUGAGUUCAUCAAGGAGCUGAAACGUAUACAGAUUGAUGAUCGGGCUGCCGUUACCUUAAAACCGAGAUUCAGAGAACUUGAUAUCACCGACAGCUUCGAAGUCAGCAAUGCAAUAUGUGAACAGCUUGAAAAUGGAGUUCUCGCAUUUGUUGGGAUGUCAAAAGUUUGUGCCUUGUCAACGAUCCAGUCGUACAGCGAUACGUUCAAUUCGCCCUUUAUAACACUGAGCAUGCCCCAAAACUCCACUUCCAAAGACCCGUACCAGUUGUACAUGCGACCCCAUUAUAUUGACGGUAUCGUUGAUGUCAUCGUUCAUUACAACUGGAAAGAAUUCUUCUAUAUAUAUGAUACAGAUGAAGGUUUAGUGCGAUUACAACAGCUCUUCCAGGCUUUUAACGUAAGAGAAUACGAAUUAAUUGACAUCAAUGUGAAGCGAGUACACGAUGCAAACGAGUCCCACGCUUUACUGAGGGACAUAUACAGUGUAGUUAAGGACACAGACCUCCGAAUUCUACUGGACAUCGCGACGGACGAGGCCCGGAAACUCAUUAUGGCUAUCAGAAAUGAUGGAGACAUGAUCAACAACAGAUUCCACUUUUUAUUAGCUGACCUGGAUAUAAAUGACAUGGGUGAGGAGCCGUUGAAAAGUGGGCUAAACGUGACUGGUUUCCAAAUGAAUGCAACAAAGGAUGGCCCAGCCAGGAGUAAAGAUAGAGAUAUUUACUCCGGAAUUAGCAACGAAAAGAUUACCCUUGAAGUGGCACUGGUUCUUGACGCUGUUCGUCUAUUACUCAAAGCACUGAAAAAUUUAAAAACGGAUCGUCAUGACCAGAGACGACCCGGCGUAAACUGCAGAGUUGGAGACGCAACUGUUAGGGAGGCACCUGGUAUAAACUUCAUGAAGGCUUUAAGAAAUACAGCAUUCAACGGCUAUACUGGAACAGUGCAGUUUGAUGAUAGAGGGUUCCGGAAAAAUUUCAAGCUCCCCCUCAUCCAGACAACAUUGAAUAUGGAGAAAGCAAAGGUCGGGGAAUAUACUCGUGAAGGAGGUCUGACGCACCAUGAUCCUAAGGUGGUUCCAAAUUCCAAUCCAAAUCCAUCUUCAAUAAACGAGACCAAAAUCGUCACUACAGUGUUGGAUCCACCCUACGUUAUGAUGAAGAAGGGCUCACCGACAAAAUAUGAAGCUUAUAUGUCACCGGAGGAACGAUGUGGGAAACACAAGUUUGAAGGAUUCUGUAUAGAUCUGGCAGCAAGAAUAGCGGACUAUGUCAAUUUUACAUACGACAUAUGUUUAGUGAAAGACCUCACUUAUGGGACGAAGGUUGAGAAUGGAACGUGGAAUGGAAUGAUAGGAGAACUCACACGAAGGGAAGCAGAUCUUGCUAUUGCACCCAUAACAAUUUCAUCAGCAAGAGAAAGAGUUGUAGAUUUCACGAAGCCAUUUAUGAGUCUUGGAAUCAGCAUUAUGAUCAAGAAGCCAAGCAAUGCCAAAGCGCAUGUGUUCUCGUUUAUGGACCCGUUAUCUUACGAGAUUUGGAUGUGUAUUUUAUUCGCAUAUGUUGGUGUUAGUGUUGUACUGUUUCUGGUGAGCCGCUUUAGUCCAACAGAAUGGCAUGUGGAAGAUGACUCCAGUAUAACAAACGAUUUUACUAUAUCAAACAGUCUCUGGUAUUCAUUAGGGGCGUUUAUGCAGCAAGGAUGUGAUAUAUCACCAAAAGCAAUAUCGGGAAGAGUAGUUGGGAGUGUGUGGUGGUUUUUCACUCUCAUUAUCAUAUCAUCCUACACCGCUAACCUGGCGGCUUUCCUCACGGUGGAGAGGAUGAAUACGCCGAUAGAAUCUGCCGAGGAUCUAGCUAAACAGACUAAUAUACAAUACGGUGUGCUUAAUUCCGGCACAACAAAGGAUUUCUUCAAGUAUUCCAAAGUCGCCAUAUACGAGCGUAUGUGGGCAUACAUGACAUCCGCAACUCCAAGUGUGUUUGUGAAUAACAAUUCAGCGGGCAUAGCCAGAGUGCGUAAAUCCAAUGGGAAAUAUGCCUAUUUAGUAGAAUCAACUAUGAACGAAUACAUCAAUAUGAGGAAGCCAUGCGAUACUAUGAAAGUGGGCACAAACUUGGACUCCAAAGGUUAUGGUAUCGCCACUCCAGUUGGAUCUCCUCUUCGAGAUAAACUGACGUUGGCUGUACUACAUUUACGAGAAUCUGGUGAGCUUCAGCAACUGAAAAAGAGAUGGUGGGAUGACCGGUCCGAGUGUCCAUCACCGGGAACCGCAUCGGAUGGAGGUCAGACUGCACUAACUCUUAAUAAUGUUGCUGGAAUAUUCUACAUUCUCAUAUCAGGCCUGACGCUGGCUAUACUAAUAGCCGGUUGUGAAUUUAUUUACAAAUCUGUCGUAGACUCUAAGAAAUCAAAGACAUCUUUUGGGUCAGUUUUACGAUGCAAGGCUCGUCUUUCGUUCCGAGGUUCUUUUGAUAAAGAUGCUUCGGAUGCUGGUGUUCCCAUCAGGAAAACUAUGUCUACGUAUACAUACACGGGACCAACACAGCUGCCCGGAUUUGAUCCCUAUCCGGAUACAAACAAUACACACACCCAAGUGUGACGUCACGAUAUUGAUAUGCUGAUGUCAUCAGACAAUCUAAAAUGACGUCUAUGAUUUCGUUGAAUAAUAGGAUAUUAGUCUCAUCUCACUUCAAGAUUAAAAAUUAACCACGAACAACAUUAAUGAAAACUGUGGAAUUGAUGAAGCAUUAUUUACAUUCUACGUUGUGGUGAAUCAAUCCUUUAUUUCAAAAGAUGUUUUUAAAGAAGGAAGCGGUUUUUUUUUCGAUGUGAGUAAUAUAUAUUUAACAAUCCGCAACCGGCCACUUUUCUCAGGACUUGAAACCAUAAAGUGGGUGUCUGUUCUGGAAAACGGCGUUUCUUCCAACAAUGCACUUAGAACACUGCGGACUUCUAUAAGUGACGGCAUGGACAUGUUUACAUUUUACAUAGAUCGAUCUGCUGCUGACAAGGGAUGGUGUACAACCUUUGUAUGUUUGAGUGGCAACACAACAAAUCAGUGUAACCCUAUGGAGAGCAUUAAUACUGUUUACUGAUUUCACGGAUGUAAUGACAUAUAAAUCGUGAGAAAUUAUUUAGUUUACCCAUACAUGUUUUCAUUAUAUUAAUGUGUAGUUUGUUCUGCAUUAUAGAACUAUAAACUGCAUGACGCCAUAUGUGGAGGUUGUGAGUUAGUUUCCACAUAUAGACCAGAUUGGUAUGGUUUAUGUCUUUCUUACACUGUCGCCAUUUAUCACACCAUUCAUGAAUUCCAUGCUUAAUUGAUUAUCUUACCACAGGGAAACAUAUAGUUCGCCAUUCAAACUAACAACUUGAAACAAAACUGCCUUUUUUGAAAAAACCCGCGAACAUGUAAAUGAUAUUAUGAAGGUUAACCUUUGCUGUCUUUUUUUUUCUGAAAAGUGAUUAACCAAUAUCCUUUAUGUAAUGUAUCUACAAUUCUGGACUUGUAUGGAGGGUGAUAUGCGAACAUGUCUAAGCGAUAUUAGCCGAGAUGUAAUCGAACACAUUAUAACAUUUCGGUUCCAUACAAAACACCAAAAUAACAUGGGGUGAACGGACGCUUGAUUUUUAUAGAAGAUAUUAUAAGUACAAAUAAGACAAACCAAACAAGUGGUCAUAAUAAAGCUACAGUACCUAUUAAACAGAAAAUAUUGUGACGUCACCCUUUUAGUGCUGCCAAUAUACCUACUUUUCAAAUAAUGAUAAUUUACUAAAUUAGUGAUACGAGCUGUCUUGAAAUACUGAACAAACAUUUGUGUCGACCUCAACAUUUUUUCAUGUCCAUAUUUCAUUCAAUUUGAUGUUAUUUAGUUGAAAUGAAUCACGAAACAUCUCAUGAGGAAACUCUUAUACGAUAUGACAACAAUUAUUGUACAUUGUUUAUUGACUACAAAGGCAUCUAGCACUUGGCAAAUAGCAAGCGUUAUUUGGCGAUAUGAUAACCGCAAAUUGGUCCCUUGAUAACUAAAGUGUAAAUGAUUAUGUAUGUUUGUUACAUGUAUAUCAUCGUAAGAAGUGAAUGGUUACAUAAUGCCAAUACGUUUGUUGUAACCGUUCAUCAAUAUGUUUAAAACUGUACAUAAACGUUAUUCAACCUUGCAUCGUCGAAUUUUGUUAGAAUUCAAACUUUAUCGUUCAAUGCAAUGUCUCAUUUGAAAACGUAGUAAGUUUCUUAUUUACGCAUUUAUCUUAAUUGUGGGCAAAUGUAUGUAUAAAGCAUUUCUUUUCUAAAAAAUGUUUGUUCAAAAUGAGUAAAGGUUUUUAUAUCUCCUUCACAGACAUUGCUUUAUUCGCAACUCAAUAGAUGUAUUGUUAUUUAUGUGUAAAGAUUAGAUAUAGUAUCGUGUUGUAAGUUAAUAAACUUAUUUUUAUGUUUUGCUAUUCCUCUGCAAUUACUUCAGUUGGGCAUUCAAAGUGAUAUUUGCCCAGAAGCCGACAAAUACACAUGCGCAUGAAUAAAUUGCUUAAGGAAGAUAUGGUGUGUAAUAAUUGAAUGAUUGAUAUUGAUCACGAUAUAAAUAACAUCAAAAAUUAAUGUGUUUGCUUUACUAAUUUGACACAUUAUCUUCAGUUUUGAUUUUAAAAGCAUAUUACAUUCAGACUCAUUAUAUAAAUAUAUCAUAAUAUGUAUAUGAAAAUCAUAAUUCAUACCUACGUUAUUUAGUAUAAUUGUGCUCUGACUUAUUUUUUUUCAAGCUAUAUUCACAUUUAUAUUGUACAUUCAAAGUGUUACGUCAUGCAAUGACGUCACUGUCGACGAAAUUUUUAAAUAAACGUUUACAUGUGUCAUAGUGUAUUACCGGCACUAUUGAUUAAUUUUUACUUUUCCUCUUUACUUGUGUGCUGAUACCCAAAAUACCAAUAUCAAAGAAUGAAAAGGUUGGACUUACAAUCAAUAAACGAAAUAAAAAUGUAUUAAUUUUUUAUUUCCCCUUUUCACUAUUUUCAUAUUUAUUGUAAACAUACCAAUGUAAAUUUAUAAAUGAAAAUUAAAAUAAAUAACGAUUUUUCAUACAUCAGACUGAAUUACGUUGAAAUAGUUGCGUAUUUAUUUAACCUGAUAAAAAAACGAAUGACAUUAAAAAAAUACAUUUAUUGUCAUCUUUACAAUCUGUACACUUAUGAAGAAACAGUCUGACGAAACCUUGCGUAUCGCUUGUUUGUCUAUCUGGGUUUAUGUGUGUAGGUUUGUACAAAGUGUGAAUGGAGUAAAUGAGGUUGGCGUAUUAUUUGCCUGUUUGAGAGGUUUCUAUUUAAUUGUUUAGCACGUGCAGUAUGAAAUAAUAUAUGACGUACAAUCUGUUGAUUAAAUAUUAACUAAAGAUAAAUAAACAAGGAUUUACUCAAUGUUAAAUGUAUCACAAUUUAUAUUGCAACUUUUUUCCCAGUUUGUUUUUGCACAGUACAAUAAAGAUUAACAAGUUUUUAACA
This is a messenger RNA of Pecten maximus, 5727 nucleotides long. RefSeq names its product glutamate receptor-like. Gene Ontology annotation, biological process: synaptic transmission, glutamatergic; modulation of chemical synaptic transmission; monoatomic ion transport. The record is from RefSeq and is a predicted model, not a curated record. NCBI's taxonomy places the organism in Eukaryota, Metazoa, Mollusca, Bivalvia, Pectinida, Pectinidae. Gene Ontology annotation, cellular component: postsynaptic membrane; plasma membrane. The transcript has 17 exons. Bases 98 to 2833 code for a protein of 911 amino acids. Gene Ontology annotation, molecular function: glutamate-gated receptor activity; transmitter-gated monoatomic ion channel activity involved in regulation of postsynaptic membrane potential.